ACGUACAAUCCCUAUUGUAAGCCGAUUUGGCUGUUUUAUAGUAAAUAUUUACCACAGCGGCUGGAUAUAUCGUUAUCUGGCAAUUAUAUACACCUCCUUAUCUGUGAUAUUUUGUGAUGAUAUUGCUGAAAAGGGAAUACUAAACAGGAAAAUGUCUGGAUAAAUGUCAAAUACAGAAGCCUAGGACAGUGUUUACGGAUUUUUGAAGUCAAUCUCUGUUUUUUGUGAGGAAUGAUUGAGCGAAGCGAGGAGCGAGGAGAAAAUCUCGCUUUUUGAGUUUUGAUUUUGUCAAAAAAUAUUGCAUUUAAUUUGCCAAAAUGGCGACGGGGAUUGCAAAUAACCAGCGAAAUGCAUCUGGAUUCAAGCCUCCAAAUCUUCCCAACAUCGAACACCCAAUGUCUCGUCUUGGAGAUCGAAAAUCGUUGAAUGUUAUCGGAUCCAAUCGCCCGGAUUCUGUAAUGAGCUUGGGUUCCGGCCAGAACGCGAUGGGGAGAGAGGUGAGAACUCCCCCGCUAGCCCCGGCUAGUCGAGCCUCCGUUGUUGGCCUCCAUGCAUGGGACGAACUUGAUAAUAAUCUUCCUCCUCUAAGGGAAGGAGGGAAGGAAAAUCAACGGUCAAAGAAGCAGAAACAUUCAAGGAUGAUGACAUGGCCCCCAGCACAUGAGCAGGGACCUGGAGAGAGACGAGCUAAAUCGGCCAAGGUACCUAACAGUUCGGAGUAUGCCACUCGAUACUCAAGAGAUCCAGAUGAGCUGAUCCAGGUUUUGAAGGUCAAACUCGCUUCGGGUUACCAUGGCCUCCGACAGAUGUUCAAAGGUCACGACCCACAGGGCAAAGGCCGUGUGUCAAAGAGCGCAAUGGGUCAGAUCCUCUACCCUCUGGUAGGAUACAUCACGCAUGAAGAUGUAGCAAGGCUUUUACACAGACUUGGGUUGGAGAAAGAUGACACUCUCACUUUCGAUGAUUUUAUUGGAUGCUUCAAGGAUACAGAAGUCGUUCAGCGCGAGUGGAUGAGUCCCGUAGCAAAAAAGCGUGUAGCGGCAGAAAGACGUAAGCUAAACCUUGAGGAGCACUUGCGUGAUAAAAACCGGGCCGUUCCGCUUCAGAAAUGUACUGCAGUAUACGGAAAUGCAUUGCUAAAAGAGAAGUGCAAGCAUAGUGAUUUUAACUUGAGGAACUACCUAGCCCCAGCCUGCUUUGAGCCUGGAGGAACUGUUCUUGGUGUCCAAGUCCAGGAAUGUCUAGCUCUCUUAGGAGCGCAUCUCGAUGAGGAGGAGAUGAUUAAAUUAUGGACAAGGUAUGAUGUUGAAAACACUGGAGCAUUGGAUAGUGCCUUGUUUUUCAUGCAACUUGGAUUAGACAGCAACGGUCGCUACAACCCAAGAGCCCGAACAGCGCCCCCAUCUAGACGGCACAAAUCAUCUCAGUUGCCUUCAACUCCAAAGAUCCAAGAGGAAGAAGAGUUGGACUUUCCUGAAUCACCACGGAUCCCUACACCGCCCUCUAACGGCAGGCAUUUGACCAGUCGGAUGGGACCAGCACGAGCACUGUCAAGUGAUGUCAUUGGUUUCAUCAUCAGAAAACUGGAGCACCCGUUCAACAACCUAAUGUCUUCAUUCCAGAUGGCAGAUAAUACGGGGAAUGGACUCCUCGGCAUUGAGCAGUUCAGGAAGGUUCUGUGUGACUACGGUAUCAAGAUGCAAUAUGUGGAUGCUGAGAUGAUGAUGGAAAGGUGCGGACUGAGGAGAAAAGAUGGCCGAGUGAUGUACAGAGAUUUUCUUCUCAAGUAUAUGAUGAGGUCGGCUAACGGUAUUGCACAUAGGAUUAUUAUGGAUUCAAAACACAAGUUUAAUACUAGACUAAAUACCCCUCAGGGAUAUAUAAGUGUGGAUGAAGCGGAGUCUAAGCUCGUUGAACUCAUCCACAAAGACUUCCUCAGUCUUCUUGGCACUUUCAAGUCCCUUGAUGUCUACAAUCUCGGACUACUCACCCAGCGAGAUUUCAAAGACACCUUAGAGAAAGUAUUCAACAUUCGCAUGACCAAAGACCAGUUUAAUGAGAUCCUGUACGAGUAUGGGCAGGAGGAUGGACUUGUUAUGUACCCACAAUUCCUUGCUGUUUUUAACAGGAAGAGGUUUAUACCAUAUCAAAAUCACAAUAAAGUUCAGAGCCAUCAACAGGAGUCCAGUCCACCUGACAUCUUUCGUGUUCCUGAAUCACCGGAUGAAGAAGAGCAGGGAGACGAGAUGGGGGCGUGGCUUGCUCAGUCAGCAGCCAAUGAGGAAGAAGCCAUGGAGACAUCGAAGCCAGUGAUUGAACGAGGGAACACAAAGAAAAUGGAAGGAAGAUAUAGGCCUGUCUCAGAAAUUGCUGCUGAGGUUGAGAUACAGUUGAAGAAGAAAGGAUACACGGUUCAAGACUCCUACAACAAACUUGAUCCUAAGUAUACCAGUAGAUUAUCAAAGACACAGCUACAUAGGUGGCUUUCAGAUAUGGGUAUUGUUCUUCACCCGACCGAACUUCAGGAUUUAUGGAAAGCAAUGGAUAUCGCUCGGGACGGUCUAGUUCAUUACGCCGAGCUGUUUGAUUUCUUUCUCCAUAGAUCGAAAAGGAAACCAAUAGCAGAUAAAGAAGCAUCUCUAAGACGAGCUAAGGCUGCCAACCAACCCCCACCUGUAAGGAAUAGCAGUGAGAUGAAAGAGAUGAUGGAACUCUAUCAAAUCCCUGUAUCUACGGUGGUAGAGAAAGUCAGACCUGAUGUUGUGAGUAACUGGAAUGGUCUGAAGGAAAGACUACAAGCUCUUGAUCCCAAUGGCUAUGCAACCAUAUCCACUCCUGACUUUCAGAGAUUGGCACAAAGGUUUCAGUUCCGGUUAUCAUCCAAGGAGCUUGAAAGGCUAGCAAUGAGCUUUGACCAUCAUCAGACGGGCAAUUUCCAUUACAUAGAUUUCCUACGUCUUUUUACUGAUAAUAAGAAACCGAAGCAGGGAGGGAAUGCAUAUCAUAGGAACUUCCACAAGAUAACUCACCAAACAGCCAAGGGACCUGAAGAAGUAACUGUCACAGAAACAUUUGACCGGAUUGGCAAAAGGAUCCUCGGUGAUUGGCGUAGCAUACGACGUGCCUUCAAGAAAGCCGACAUCAACGGUGACGGCCACCUCAGCAUACCCGAAUUCCGUCGCAUCCUAGCCAACAUGAAGGUCCGCAUCGCAGACGAGGAUUUCUACCACAUCGUCAGCGAGGUCGAUGAAAACAUGGAUGGCAGUAUAUCGUAUGAUGAGUUCCUAGCACAGCUAAUACCCUCAUGAAGCUGAUAUUUUCAUGAUCAAAAUGAAUAUCCUCAUGGAGAAUUUCAUGCAGACAUGCCAAGUCUCAGGCAUUGUGUUAGAGUCCGGCAUUGGCGAUUCUUGCUCAUCCCCUCAUCUUUUCUCAUGCAUGUAUCACAGCCUAUCCCCAUCACAAUGCCUGUGAUUUCAUGCCGAGUCACAGAAAAAUCUCAAACAUAGCUGGAUCUUUAAACUUGGCGUCUUUGCAUGAACCAGAAAGUCAGUGUUUUUCACUUGCUAUUGUUAUAAGCUACUGAAAUCCUUGCAUCUGAUUGGCUUAGAGCAAAUUAUUCAGCGAAAAUCACUGAUAAAAUUUUUCAUGCAAAGCUUCCCUGUAAUUAAUCGCACAUUGAUUGCACAAAAUGUUUUGUCAAGUGAUUUUCAUUGACAACUGUUUAUAAGCUACUAGAAUCAUUGCAUCUGAUCAUUAUGGGCAAAUUGUUAUUGUUAUAUAAGCCACUGAAUUCCUUGCAUCUGAUAGGCCGAGAGCUAAUUUGUCAGUGAGCCCAGAACUUCUCUGUGAAUGAAAAAAAAUCGACUUUUGACCAAAAUCCAAUUAUCAAAAUGAAAGAUCAAACACAAAGAACAAAUUUUGAUAGUUGUCUACAAAAUGGUUAAAACAAAGAAUAAGAUCAAGGCUUGAUUCAAUCAGGAAUUCUAAAUGCAGGAUUAGGAGUUUUCAGUGGUACAAAAUGAUUUGCAAAUGUAAAAAAAAAAUCAUCAAAGAUUGAGACUGUUCUUUCAAGCUCAAAAUUCUUUCUAUGCUGCAUCAUUUUAUGGAAAAUCCUGUGGAAUUAAACUUAAUUCAGUUAAUUGGCAGUAUCUUCUUCUUCCAGUCUGGUUCAGUCCACCACUGGCGUAUCAUUGUAUUGGCAGUAUGUUUAGAUUGAUUGGAAUUUUAUUUUUAGGAAUGUUUUUGAUGUCUUCUGGACUUGGCAUUUAUCUCAAAGACUAAAAAGAAGUGUGUUGGACUUGGACUUUGUGAUCAAGUUUCAUAUUUGCAUCAUAACGUUUUUGCAAAGCAAGUGAAAAUUGACUCAAAGGUGCUUUUAUCGUUUAGAGGAGAAUACAUGAUUGGAGUAAAUAGCUUGUGGAAUAAGGUCGCAUAAGAAAUAUAUAUAUAUAUAUAUAUAGUUACAGUACUUGUAAUUUUCAAGCCAGGAGAGUGAUAUAUAUUAUCAAGUCUCAUCAGAUAGGCCUUUAUUUUUUUUAAAUUUGGCAACAGCAAUUUUUUGUUCACAACUGCACUUUCUUUUAUAAGUUAAUAUUCCUGAAAUCAAUAGAAGCAUAUAGAGAAUAUGUUUCAAAGUUAUAAAUUUACAUAGUGAAAUGAUGACUUUGAUAUUUCCGUCCAAUAUUUUUGCCAAAUUAAGAAUUCCAGUGACCUACUUUCCUGUGUUUUUUAACAUCGAACAAAAGAUUUUUUGUUAUAUUUUUGUAAUGCAUGUUAUGUAAAAUCUAGUUUAUGUCAAUCAAAAAGCAGCUUACAUUUGUAAUACUUUUUUAUUUGAAAAUCCUGGAUUGAUAGUAAAUUAUUUUCAUUAAGCAGCUUAUCAAUGUUGAUAUCAGUAAAGAUUCCUAAUAGGAUAUUGACAUUUUAGUGUCCAAUCAAUAUCUAUAUACCGUUAAAUUUGAAACUAUUGCAAUUUUUUUUCUGCACCUUAAUUUUUGGGGAGUCCAAUAUUGAUAGAUUUUGCUUUUUUUAUAAACAAGGACAUAGCUGAACAUUAAAAACCAAUACAUGCUCGACAACGAAAGACCAGUUUUGGCUGGGCAGUACUUUAUCUAGUGUACGUCUAGAACAUUUAAAGAAAAAAUAUUUCCCUGUAAUCUUAGGGUAAUAAAUGUUUGGCCAAAAUUUGUAGAAAAACUCUUAACAGACUUUUAUGAGAAGUGCAGUGUAACAUGUUACUUAUUGAUAAACAUUUCUGAAAUAACAUACAUGUUAUUGUAAGAGAAAAUAGGAACUACAAAAAACAUACCUUUUCGUUGGCUACUGUAUAUUUUACUCCAUGAGUCUAUUUUUUUUUUGGGUCAUAUCCCUCUAUUCAAAUUCAUCAUAUCAGCUGAUCUUCACCAUUUUGAGAAUUUGUAGGGAAAUACUAUAAUUUAAGUAACAUUCUGAGGUAAUAUAUUCUAAGGUAUAUUUUCGUCGAAUGGUGAAAUAGUGGAAUUUUCAUAAGAUAUUGUACCUAUGUCUUUAUAUGAUAUUUUAGUGUAUGUAAACAGAUAAUUUGUAUAUAUAGGUAAAUAUAUUGUAUUUGUUGCUGUUCUGUGAUGAGGUCUUAGAGAUGAAUUUAUUUUUGUCUCAGAGAGUUAAUACUUAUCAUCUCAUUUGUAAAUAUUUCAUAUGGUGAGCAAAUAUUAAAAUAACUGUCAAAUCAAUCAUGA
This is a messenger RNA of Lytechinus pictus (painted urchin), 5717 nucleotides long. Its product is annotated as EF-hand calcium-binding domain-containing protein 6-like. Lineage: Eukaryota; Metazoa; Echinodermata; Echinoidea; Temnopleuroida; Toxopneustidae. Gene Ontology annotation, molecular function: calcium ion binding. The transcript is spliced from 21 exons. The record is from RefSeq and is a predicted model, not a curated record. The coding region runs from base 318 to 3308 and encodes 996 amino acids.